Nematocida ausubeli is the source of this 633-nucleotide messenger RNA. RefSeq lists its product as uncharacterized. Gene Ontology annotation, cellular component: transcription factor TFIIH holo complex; transcription factor TFIIH core complex. The transcript has a single exon. The coding region runs from base 1 to 633 and encodes 210 amino acids. Lineage: Eukaryota; Fungi; Microsporidia. The record is from RefSeq and is a predicted model, not a curated record. Gene Ontology annotation, biological process: nucleotide-excision repair; regulation of DNA-templated transcription.
AUGCUUUUGGUUCUUGUGGUAUCCAGCCAGUUCCCAAUGAGCGAGCAGUCAAUGAAUGACUUGCUUGUUUUUCUUAUAAUGUAUCUGCGGACUGGGCAUAACAACAGGCUUAAAAUAGUUAAUAAGCUGUCAAUCUUGUUUGAUUCUGAUGUGAAUUUGGAAGAAGAGCUUACUGAUAAAAUAUUACGCGGUUUUAAUGGCGACCCAGAGACAGAUCAGUGCAGGGACCUAGGGUAUGCCCUGCUGCUGGUUCAGAAGGAGAAAAGGGACAGAAGUAAAAUACUCUUUUUUUCCUCGGGAAGUACGUCCUUAAACUUCAUAAAAUGCGCAUUUACAGCAAAAAAGCAGAAUAUUCAUGUGGACUGCGUCAUUCCGCAUGAUGGAUUUGCGUCCCAGAUAUCUGACGUGCUAAAUAGGCCUGCCUUCAGUAUCUCUUCAAAUGAGUCUCUUUUUGAGUACCUCAUGGGAAUGCUCUCAAUGGACUUUGGGCGGAUCUCAAAGAAGAAUCUUUCCAGAUUCUGCAUAUGCCACCAUAAAGAGAUACAAACAGGAUACUUAUGCCCGAUCUGCUUGGGGCUUUAUUGUAAAUUCGUUCCCCUAUGCAAGCACUGCAAGACAAGAUUUGUUUUCUAA